CAAAACUCUGUAUCUCCUUUCCUCUCUGCGGUGUAACCAUCCCUGUGCUCGCCAACGAUGUAGCCGUCGCCAUCCCCGUGCUGGCCUGCGAUCUAGCCGUCAUCAUCCUCGUUCUCGCUAGCGAUGUUGUCACCAUCGCUAGUGUUGAUGUUACGUUCUAACCCUAGCUCUGAAUCAGAGAAGUCUUUGUGGAUCUUUCUCAAUUCCGAGCGUGAAGAGCACCAGGUACUAGGAACCAGACAAAAGGCAAUGAAGAGCUUACAGUUCCAAUCCAUUGGUCAGAACCAUCUAAAGCCUUAGAGAUCUGAUUCACAAGCUGGCACAGAGGGAGGAGGAGGAGGCCACCAGCCGGAAGAAGAAGGUCGUUGCUAAAGCCUCUGGGUGAUUGCGCACCCUUCCCGCUUGGAAGCAAGAGGAGCUAAUGGAAAGACUAGUGAGCAAUAGAAGUCGCUCAUACCUCACCUCAGGCGUAGGACUUUAACGCCUUGGGACUGCAUACAAGCUUUGAUGGGAAAUGCUAAAUGUACAUGCCAUCCUAUUAAUGACUUCUGUUUUUAGUGUUACGGUUACUGCUUCGGUAGAUUAACAAGAGAUUUUUUUGGAGAUUUUAUUUCUUAAACGUACAUCCUUCAGCGAUAUAUAGCACCUAUAUAUAGGCACUCUUCACAAACACAAGGAGCAUGUUUUAACUUGGGAAUUGCAAACAUUCUCCAACCAACUAAGCAAGUUUAGAAAGCUGCCCGAGCCAACUCCUCGCUAAAGGCCACCAAUAAAGAGGGAAUGAAGAAGCUAGAUGACACCUUGGGGCUUGGGGCGAGAUCAAGAGCUAAAGUAAGAAGAGUCCCUUGAUCAUUUGCUUGAAGCAGCUUUGUAGAGAGUGAACCACAAGGCAGUGAUGGCUAGUGACUUUGCCAUUGCACAGUUCUACUUUCUGGAGAGGCUUCUUGUUGUGCAUGGUCAUUGGUGCUACAAGCGCAUUGCUCAAAUGUGACGACGAAGCAGAGAUGAAGAAAUGUGCUCUUCAUCUGUUAGUUUUAUCACAUUCCUGUUACCAGGAAUUGUUUCAGCACCAUGUACAAGCUAGGGAAGGGUACGUUGGCACCCCCUGCUGGUGUUUGAGUCUUGCUGAAUCACCAUCGCCAGUGAGUUUCUUCGCCCGCUCAUUUCUCGAAACCUGAAUCGCAGGUCAUAUUUCAUCUAGGUUCUAGUUCCUAACAAGAAAACCUUUUCUCUUUCUUUAUUUGUGUAGAUAUUAGCCGUUAGUUUUCAGUUGUGGUUUUAAUAGUUUGAAUUCUUCAAUAAAAAUUUCAAUUUUUU
Molecule: messenger RNA, 1317 nt
Organism: Cuscuta campestris
Lineage: Eukaryota; Viridiplantae; Streptophyta; Magnoliopsida; Solanales; Convolvulaceae
Source: the annotation of a GenBank genome assembly